AUGGCCUUUACUUGUAUAGACAACACUAUGCAGGCCUUUACUAUAGAGAACACAAAUCAGACCUUCGCUGUACAGAGCACUAGUGGCAGCAGUUCUGCACUAACCCUGGAUACUUGCGCCACGUGCAGUCAGCCCGAGCAUGUCAUGCAACGAUUUCAAGCCUGCAGGUUACUGACACUGAGGAGAAGACUCAUGGAGUGUAACCGUAUUCUUGAUGAGAUUGCACACAUAUUAGUCCAUUCCUUCAAUGAACCAAUAGUAAAGUCAACAUCACCCAGUCGACCUACGGGGCAAUCAACGAAUGAAGAAUUGAUCGCUAUCUACGCGAAUGCGACACAACUCCUUCUCGAAACAAAACUCAUCCUUGACUUUUCCUACUACGCUAUCGACCAAUCAAACAUCACCAAUCUUCUACGCAUGCUCUCUAAAGAACUUCGAAGAAUCGUUUGCUCCAUAGGGUAUGUGUUACGGUCCGGUGAAAUAACGGUUCAAGAUCCGAGACAGGCUGCCGCGAGCGGUGUCAUUUGUAACGCGAGUGUGGAACUAAGCUUCGACCCGGCGUUGCUACGUAUCAACGUCGGUUACAUCAACAUUUUGGCCAACAACGUGGAAAAAUAUAUCGAAAUAUUCAGUCAAUCCGUUGUUGGUUUGAAUUCUUUGCUGGAGAUAGAUCAAGAAGAAUAGACUGUUUUGAGUGAGACGAAGGCAGGCAGAUACUGAAAAUGUAAACCUAUUUAUCUACAAAUGUAACACAAAGUAUAAUUGACCAAAAAUGUGUGUGUAAAAGUUAUUUGCAAUGACGACAAACAGAGUGCACACAUGUGAUUAUCCAUUGAAACACGUGGAACUUCC
Messenger RNA from Dreissena polymorpha, 852 nucleotides. RefSeq lists its product as uncharacterized. Lineage: Eukaryota; Metazoa; Mollusca; Bivalvia; Myida; Dreissenidae. The transcript is spliced from 4 exons. Bases 1 to 684 code for a protein of 227 amino acids. The record is from RefSeq and is a predicted model, not a curated record.